Molecule: messenger RNA, 3951 nt
Organism: Kalmanozyma brasiliensis GHG001
Lineage: Eukaryota; Fungi; Basidiomycota; Ustilaginomycetes; Ustilaginales
Product: reverse transcriptase
Exons: 1
Coding region: 1-3951 (1316 amino acids)
Biological process (GO): telomere maintenance via telomerase
Cellular component (GO): telomerase catalytic core complex
Molecular function (GO): telomerase RNA binding; telomeric repeat DNA binding
Source: RefSeq, a predicted model, not a curated record
AUGCCUGUGUCCGAGCCAGGUGACGGAGCGAGAUGCUCUGUUCUUGAGCGACACUUCGCCAGGGUCGUGCCGCUCUUGACCUUUGUCCGCGAGCUUUUCGACAUCGAGGUAGCCGCGACCAGCUCGAAGCAAACAUGCGCUCUCUCCGAGGAACAGUGGCAGCGACUCAGCCAUACCCUCGUCGGCAUCAACGACUGCAGUCUAGCCUCGCUCGCAUCUCCGCCCCCUCAUCGACCCGCAGCGAGCCAGAACGGACCGUGUACGACCAUCCACGAGGCCGUGCAAGAAGCGCAACUGCAAAUCCUCACCAAGGCAUCUGCGCACGCCAACUCCGAGACAAGAGCCAAGUACGACGCAUCGAACAACGUGCUGCUCAAAGGAUACCGGCGCCCUGAUGAUCGUCUCGAGUCCUUUCGUGUUACCUCGACCGGCCGACCGGGCCUGAUCAAUCUCUACCCAAACUCGAUGGUCACCUGCCUCGUCCUCGAGAAGGAGUGGCACUUCCUCUUCGAACGCAUCGGCUCGGCACGAUUUGUUUGGCUGCUGGUAAACACAAGCCUCUUUGUACCGCUUUUGCGAGAUGGAGCUGAUGGCACGUGCUACGUACAGCUGACGGGUACCGCGGUGAGCGAGGCUGCGACGAGCAGAAGCGUUGCGACAGCAAGCGACCCUCCAGCAGGACUGAAUGCAGCAGGGCUCAAACGCAAGCACAGCGAGACGCUUCCAGUCGCAAGGCUGACUGAGAGCGCACUCAACACAGACGUGGACUCGCUGGCCCCGGCGCUUGCCCCGCUCGCACUGUCAAAGCGAGCCAGAACGUUCGAGCGCGUCGACUCACGCUUCAGCGUGCGCUCAGCCACGUCGGCACCCGAACUCGACGGUGUACGAGGACGAGCAUCAGCGCCUGCCAGCGUCGACAGAAAACCGUCCGAGAUCGUCUUUGUGCGCAGUCGCAUGUUUUACGCACGCUGCUCGCGCAACAAGUCUGGACGAGUCGAGGUCGGUCUACCCAGCGUACACGUCCUGCCCCGUUCGUCGGUCAAGAAGGAGCUCGACAAGGUCCUCCCCAGCUCAACAGCUUCAUCGACUCGCAGCAGGUCGGUCGUCCGCAGCCUCCGUGGAGAGAGCAAAGGCGACAUUGCAUCGCAACAAGCUCUGUUCCAUGAAAGACGCACGCGACACUUGGCCAAGUACGUAUUUCCGCGUCAGUUCGGUCUGCACAAUGUCUUCACCGGCGUUCGCGACUUUGGCACGACGACGCAGCCCUUUCGAGACUACACGGUGAGAGAGAUCGAGAUCAAGGCGCUCGGGGCCAAGCGCACUCCCAAAGCGCUCCGACCGGUACUUCCUCUAUUGGCGAAGAUACUUGCGAGACACGACAAUCUCAAUUACAGAGCGCUGCUCGAUCGCUGCUGUCCCUCGAGAGUGCCAAAGGGCAGGCUGACGGCACAGGAACGACAGCAGAUCGUAGAGGAUCUGGCCGAAGUGGAGACACUCGAAGCCACCCUCUGCCAGGAUCUACCCGUGAACGGCACGCAGAAAGAGCGCAGCCGCAGUGCGCUCGCAUCGACAACGCAAGCCAACGUCGUCAACUCACAAGCAUCGACGGCGAAAGCCCCGCUAAAGGUUGCUUUCGAGCUUCCGCCGCCAGCGCCUCGCAAACCUCGCUACACAAAUUAUGCCGUCCCGACUACAGGUCAAGUGGUCCACUUCAUCACCCUCGCCAUCAAAGCGCUCCUACCACGCGACCUCUUCGGCUCUUUACGAAACCAGAAUCUCAUCCUCUCCUCCAUCGGCGACUUCGUCCGGCUGCGACGCUAUGAGACGUUCAACCUGCACCACAUUGCGCAGUCUUUCCGCUUCACCGACGUCGAUUGGGCGCUCCCACCCGCCGCCGUCUCUCACAAUCGCCGUCUCUCACGCUCCGAAGCAGAUUCACGCAAGGCGCUCAUCCUCGAGCUUCUCUACUGGCUCUUCGACGGCCUGGUCAUCCCGCUCCUCCGCACGACGUUCUACAUCACGGAGACGGCAGCAUAUCGGAACAAAGUGCUCUACUUUCGCCAGGACGACUGGCACGUUCUCUCGCGUCCCGUGCUGGGUCAGCUGAAAGAGUCGAUCUUCGAACCGCUGACACGAGCAGAAGCGCUGAGCAUGAUGUCAUCGCGCAAGCUCGGAUAUUCGCACGUGCGACUGCUGCCCAAGGAGACAGGCGUGCGGCCGAUUGUGAAUCUCAGGAGGAGGAGCAACAAGCAGGUGCAUAACGAGCAGCAGCAGCGUGGAGAGGGAAAGGGCAAAGGGAAGGUGAGGGGUGGGACGACGAGUGCAAAGCAGAAGAGGGAGUCGCUGAUGCUAGGCCAGUCGAUCAACUAUAUCUUGCAGUCGGUAUUUCAUGUGCUGACGUACGAGAAGAGUCGGUUGCUGACGAGCUUCGGCGGAAACGACAGAGAGAGAUCAACCGGGAUGGGAGGAGGGGAGGAUGUGGGACACGGCAUGCUCUCGAGCUCCGUCUUUGGACCGAACGAAAUCUACACUUCGCUCAGGACGUUCAAGCAGCACCUCGCGCAAGACCACUCACGUACCGGCGCCCCGCCCAAGCUGUACUUUAUCAAAGUCGACGUGCGCUGUGCCUUCGACUCGAUCGACCAAACCAAGCUGCUGUCGAUCAUCGAGUCGAUCCUCCAUCGGGGCGCUACACAGAACGAAGAGGAAGGAUACCGCAUCCAUCGGUUUGCCAAGGUCAUGCCGUCCACGAGCAGCACCAAGCGCGAGUUCGUCCGCCUUGCUCGACCCGAUGCGGAGCACAUUGACUUUUUCUCCCUCGCCUCGUCGCUCGCUGUGGCCCUGCACGACGUCGUGUUCGUCGACAGUGUUGCGUAUCGCUACGAAUCGACGGCGUUGAUUCUCAAACUGCUUCGUCAGCACAUUACGGAGAACCUGAUCAAGAUCGGUAAGGAAUUCUACCGACAACGGGUGGGGAUUCCGCAGGGCUCGAGUCUGUCCACGUUGUUGUGUAGCUUUUUCUACGCGGAUAUGGAAUCUCGCGAUCCGUUCCUUGGCAGUCUCCGAACGGACGGGCGGAGUCUCCUCAUGCGGUACACGGACGAUUUUCUCCUGAUCACCACGUCGCGUCGCACCGCUCGACGCUUCUACACCUCGAUGCGCACCGGUCACCCGGAAUACGGCUGCUUCAUCGCCCCCGACAAGACGCUGUGCAACUUUGACCUUCUCGACCCUACCUCUUCCCUUCCACUUGUCCCUCGCAUCUCGACCGCCUUUCCAUGGUGCGGUCUGACCAUCGAUCCGCGCACCCUGGCCGUCUCGACCGAUCUAGCGCGCUACGCAAACACCGACCUGCGCAACACGCUGACGGUAGAAUACACCCGUCGACCGGGCAGCGCGUUGGUCGAAAAGCUCAUCCAGUCGGUCAAAUCGCGCGCGCACAUCUUGUUCACCGACACGGCGCUCAAUGGGCGCACGGCGUACGCGAACGUGUACGCAACGUUUCUGGUGUCAGCGCUCAAGUUCGCCGCGUAUCUGGGCGAAUUGCGGCGAUUUCGGGUGGUGUUUGAUGCAGAGUUCCUGUGGAAGGCGGUGCAGCGCGUGGUGCGCUUCAUGGGUAGGUAUGUAGGGAGUCGCGCGACGAGUGCGAGGGCCAAGCUCGAGGGUAAAAAGGGAAGGGGAAGAAAGUGGAAGGUGAGCUGCACGUUGCAGGGGCAGUACGUGCACUGGUUGGGAUACGAGGCGUUCAGAACGGUGCUCGAGCGGGAGAAGACAAAGAAGGGGGAGGCAAGGAGCGCGGUUUAUCGCUGCAUGGACAGAGAUACAAGGGUGAGGCUCGUGGGGCUGAUAGGGACCGCUGCCGCGGGAGCGGGGUACAAGGCCGCCAGGAGGAAACUUGGUGGGGUGGUGGCGCGGACGCUGAAGGAGGCGCAAAAGUCGCUACUCAUCUAG